AUGAGGGUGAAGAAGCAAAUCAGUGGAAAAGAAAAAAAGAAACAGGUUGAAGACAAGGACUUUGAAUUUGGAAGAAGUUUGAAUCUGGGUAAGGAAGGUGCCCUGAAUGGAUAUAUCCACCUUGAAAAAGAAGAAUGGCCUUGGAAUACUCACACUUUCAAUCUUAAAACUUAUUACACCUUUUGGGGGCGGGUCGAGCGUCCCGGAGCCGUGUGUCCGCGACCCCGCCCGCCGCCCAAGCUCCGGGAGGAGCGGGCCGGGCGCGGGGGAAGGGCCCGGGGAGGGCCUGGGCGGGGUCCCGGGCUGGGCACUCCACGGCCUCUCGCACCCGGCGAGCUCGCCGGCUUCUCCAGAGCUCUCCGGAAAAAGUUAUUAUCUUCCUCCCCUGUGCUCCUGUUUGCACUUAUAUUUCUCCUGGACAGUGUUGAUGGCACUGAAGAUGUUUCGCUGUUUGAUGCUGAAGAGGAGACUGCAGAUAGGCCAAAAAAAUCCAAAGUCAGACACCCAGUGGCGUCAUUUUUCCAUUUAUUCUUUCGAGUCAGUGCAAUUGUAGUCUGUCUUCUCUGUGAAUUGUCCAGCAGCAGCUUUAUUGCCUGUAUGGUGACAGUUAUCUUGUUGUCAUGUGACUUUUGGGCAGUGAAGAACGUCCCAGGUAGACUAAUGGUUGGCCUACGAUGGUGGAAUCAUAUUGAUGAAGAUGGCAAGAGCCAUUGGGUGUUUGAGUCCAGGAAGGCAUCCCCUCAGGAGAAUAAAACUGUUUCGGAGGCUGAAUCGAGAAUCUUCUGGUUAGGGCUCGUUACCUGCCCGGUGCUGUGGGUGGUUUUUGCCUUCAGUGCCCUCUUCUCCUUCGGGGUGAAAUGGCUGGCGGUGGUUAUCAUGGGCGUGGUGCUCCAGGGUGCCAACCUGUAUGGCUACAUCAGGUGUAAAGUGGGCAGCAGAAAGAACUUAACCAGCAUGGCCACUUCCUACCUGGGAAAGCAGUUUUUAAGAAAAAACUUGGAAAAUGGUCAGACUUCCUGAAGAGAGACAAAGCUUAUGUGUUCUGUUACAUUGGGGAAAAACUGAAGAGAUUUUUGACUGAACCGUUUAGAGCUUAGUACUUGUUGCAAAGAGGAGGGUUGGGUUCGUUUCUCUAUUUAAAAUGUUUAUUUUUAAAAAAGGAAAAAAAUAGUUUGUUUUUUCUUUUUAGUUUGAAGGUUUGGUAACACUAGAAACAUUGUCAUAAUUUAUUUCAUGAUAUAUUUAAGUAGGUGCAUAAUCUUGUCAUCUCUGUAUGUCACAAAUUAGUGAAAGCAUCUGUGUA
This is a messenger RNA of Choloepus didactylus (southern two-toed sloth), 1303 nucleotides long. RefSeq names its product Golgi apparatus membrane protein TVP23 homolog B-like. The transcript has 2 exons. Lineage: Eukaryota; Metazoa; Chordata; Mammalia; Pilosa; Megalonychidae. The coding region runs from base 1 to 1020 and encodes 339 amino acids. The record is from RefSeq and is a predicted model, not a curated record. Gene Ontology annotation, biological process: protein secretion; vesicle-mediated transport. Gene Ontology annotation, cellular component: Golgi membrane.